AAAACAAACACAAAUCUCUUCUCUCUUCUCUCUCUCUCUCUCUCUCUCUCUCUCUCUCGAACUCUCUAAUGGCGAUGAUGGUUGAGAAUAGCUACGGUGGUUACGGUGGUGGUAACGGAGAAAGAAUACAACUUAUGGUCGAAGGUCAAGGCAAAGCUGUUCCGGCACCGUUUUUGACAAAGACUUAUCAACUUGUUGAUGAUCCUGCGACGGAUCAUGUUGUCUCUUGGGGUGAUGAUGAUACUACUUUUGUUGUUUGGCGUCCACCGGAGUUUGCUCGUGAUCUUCUUCCUAAUUACUUUAAACAUAACAACUUCUCUAGCUUCGUUCGUCAGCUCAACACUUAUGGUUUCAGAAAGAUUGUACCAGAUCGAUGGGAGUUCGCAAACGAGUUUUUCAAGAGAGGAGAGAAACAUCUACUCUGCGAAAUCCACCGCCGCAAAACAUCUCAAAUGAUACCACAACAACACUCUCCAUUCAUGUCACACCACCACGCUCCGCCGCAGAUUCCAUUUUCCGGCGGCUCUUUCUUCCCAUUACCACCACGUGUCACCUCUCCAGAAGAAGACCAUUACUGGUGCGACUCACCACCGUCAAGACCAAGAGUCAUACCACCACAAACAACCACCAUUGACACGGCGGCGCAAGUAACAGCAUUGAGUGAAGACAACGAGAGAUUACGACGAAACAACACAGUGUUAAUGUCUGAACUAGCUCACAUGAAGAAACUCUACAACGACAUUAUCUACUUUGUUCAAAACCAUGUCAAGCCUGUUGCUCCAAGUAACUCUAACUAUCUCUCUUCAUUUCUCCAGAAACAACAACAACAACCUCCAACACUUGAUUAUUACAAUACUGCCACUGUCAAUGCCAAUAAUCUCAAUGCUUUGAACUCAUCUCCACCAACUUCACAAAGCUCUAUUACAGUUCUUGAAGAUGACACUAAUCAUCAUCAUGAUCAGAGUAAUAUGAGAAAGACAAAGCUUUUUGGAGUUUCGUUGCCUUCUUCUAAGAGAAGAUCACAUCAUUUCUCAGACCAAACAAGCAAAACAAGACUUGUGUUGGAUAAAUCUGAUCUUGCUUUGAAUCUCAUGACUGCUUCUACACGUUAAGAGAGUCUUUGUUUUUUUUUUUUUUUUUUUAAAGUAUCAGAAUCAGUCAGCAUUAUUAGCACUAAUGUUGUUAUGAUGAAGAAGAAUAUUAUGGUUAAUCUUUACUUUUUUGUUUCUUUGAUUAAUAAUCUUUUUAUGUUUUU
Arabidopsis arenosa is the source of this 1255-nucleotide messenger RNA. NCBI's taxonomy places the organism in Eukaryota, Viridiplantae, Streptophyta, Magnoliopsida, Brassicales, Brassicaceae. The record is from the annotation of a GenBank genome assembly.